Tuber aestivum (summer truffle) is the source of this 1999-nucleotide messenger RNA. Lineage: Eukaryota; Fungi; Ascomycota; Pezizomycetes; Pezizales; Tuberaceae. The record is from the annotation of a GenBank genome assembly.
AAGCCUCACCCAAAACGAACUUCACCUCACCUCGCCUUCGCCCCAAGCUACGAGCACCCCUCCCACCACCAUCAAGUAUACACAACGGCAUCUAUCAUAAGCUUCAAAAUCCAUGGAUGACUUCAACUCGAUCCAUUGGCGAAGUGCCUCCGAUGACGAAGAAGAGCCCUCCUUCCGCCCGACCACAUCUGACUUCCCCAACGGAGAGGAACCUCAGGCGGGCCAUAGCGCGGACAAAAUAGACAUGACAGGGAUGGGCAACGGAACCCUGGAAACUAAAGUUUCAGAUCCACAAACAGAGAAUGAAGGGACGAAGGAUGCGUUUGUUUCGUACUUGGUCACUACGAAGGUAAAGUGGCAACUCUUUGAGCUCUCGUUGCUGGGCAAUGGCUGAGGAAUGAACCCCCGAUACUUGCAGACAGACUUCCCAUCCUUUCAGAAGCCGCUGGUGGCAGUGCGAAGGAGGUUUACGGAUUUCGUGUUUAUCUGGACCAUGUUAACGAGGGAGUUUCCUGCUUGUGCGGUUCCGCCAUUGCCGGGAAAGCAUAAGAUGGGUGAUUAUCUCAUAUAGGACCUGCAGAUCCUACGAGCCUGAACUAAACAAGCUAUAUAGAAUAUGUACGAGGGGAUCGUUUCGGCCCGGACUUCACCAAUCGUCGCGCCAACUCUCUCAACCGUUUCCUCAACAGACUAACCCUUCACCCCGGCCUCCGCCGAACCAGCCUCCUAAUGGUGUUUCUCGAAUCCCCCGACUGGAACGCCCACAUGCGCUUCAGACCCACCCGGGGAGUGCCCAGCAGCCAAGGUGAAACCGGCGGGGUAUUUGAGGGCCUAACGGACACUUUUCUUAACGCCUUCAGCAAGGUCCACAAACCCGACAGACGUUUCAUAGAAGUCCGUGACCGAGCAGACAAGCUUGACGAUGACCUUAUGCACGUGGCAGCUAUAAUCACAAAGGUAGUCCGACGAGAAGCGGACCUCGAGGCAGACUACUCGGACCUCUCCAAAGAAUUUCUUAAACUCCUGGAUUUAGAGCCAGAGCUCAUCGGGCCGGUAAAUUACUUCGCCGCCGGCGUCCGAACCACCAGCAGCGGCCUCCGGAAGCUAAAAGAGCACACAGACCAAGAUUACCUCGGCAGCCUCAGGGACCUACAGAGCUAUAUCGGCGCCCUAAAAGCCCUCUUGAAAGCCCGUGAGCAGAAGCAACUCGACUUCGAGGCGCUAACAGACUACCUCAACCGCGCCGCCACAGAGCGGGACCAAAUUGCCUCCGCGCCCGCAGGUACAACGGGUCUUGGGGGCCCUACCGGCUUCCUACGCAGCAAGAUUGAGGACGUGCGCGGCGUCGACCAUGAACAAUCUCGCCGCGACCGCGUCCGAAAGCUAGAGCUACGAAUCGAGGAGCUCACACGCGAGUCGGAGAACGCGAGAAAGGUCACGGAGGCCUUUGAUGAGGAGGUCAUCCGCGAAGUCAAUGACUUUGAGCGUAUCAAGAGCUGCGAGAUGAAGGAUACCCUGGGCAGCCUCGCCGCCGCCAAUGUGGAGUUUUAUAAGGGCAUGGUUGAGACCUGGGAGAAGAUGCUGAUGGAGGUGGAAGAUGGGGUGCGAGAGCGAUAGGUAGGUGGAUGGAUGGAGGAUUGGUGGUAACUUAAUGAAAGUAUGGAUGGGAGUAAUUGAGGGAAAUGGGGGGGGCGUAGUUCUUUUUCUCUUCACGGACUUGUCAUAGCUUUGAAUUGUCCCAGCCUUGGCUAAGGGACGGGUGGAAUGAACAACAGAGGAAAGAUCUGGGCCUUUCUUUCUCUUGUAUGAUCGCUCGUGGGUGGAUGGAUGGAUGAUUGGGGUGAAUUACUUACUGUACUAUCUCACUGCAGGACUUUACAACGAACUUAGUAUUCCCAUGACACGAUGCGCUCCGGACCUAUUUUUUUCCCUCAAUGUAAACUAGGCUAGCGAGUUAAUUGUUUGUAAUAAUACAUCUAUUGAACCCGGCAAUCCCACU